Geodia barretti is the source of this 474-nucleotide messenger RNA. Lineage: Eukaryota; Metazoa; Porifera; Demospongiae; Tetractinellida; Geodiidae. The record is from the annotation of a GenBank genome assembly.
AUGGUUAGCGUGUAUAUGGCAGCGUCUGGACUUGAGUCUCAAGGACAGGAUAUCGACCAUCUACUAGAUCUCAUUGACUUUGUUCAGGAGAUGUUUCAAGUCAUGGAAGCUCUCAACGCACAGUUUCGAAACGACGAUUUCAUCGAGUUUGGAAUGGGGGACUUUUCGUUUCAGCUGAAGGUGGGGUUCAACUACGGCCCUGUCACAUCUGGAGUGGUGGGAAGUCGGAAAAUGCUCUAUGACAUUUGGGGGGACACUGUCAACGUCGCCAGUCGCAUGAACACCACGGGACAUGUGGGUAAGAUACACAUGCCAGAGACUUGUCUGGAGAAACUUCGAGCCGAUUUUAACGUUCGUUUCGAGCGAUACAAAGAGGUAAUUGUAAAGGGGAAGGGUGCGAUGCGGACUGUUUUCGUUUCUCAUUUUCCUCCUCUGCCUCUGUCGGCCACACUGCCAACCCAAACUACAAUGUGA